Molecule: messenger RNA, 3588 nt
Organism: Penicillium olsonii
Lineage: Eukaryota; Fungi; Ascomycota; Eurotiomycetes; Eurotiales; Aspergillaceae
Source: the annotation of a GenBank genome assembly
AUGAGAUUCUCCAUCGAGUUGCUCCUCCUCUCCAUCUUCCUCUUCAUCUCCCCAAUCGCCGCGAUCGGAACAUCAUGCUUCAAAGUCGUCUCCGCGCUCGUCGGCCGGCCCACGCACCUCUUCAACAAGUUCCAGAGUGAAAUCUGCGACGCCGGAUGCCAGCCUACAGUCCCGCACUGGGAUCUCUGGACGCGCAACAAUACCUUCGUGCCCGCCGUGCGCAGUCUGAUGCACCGCAUGAACGUGCCCCACAAAGAAGAAGCACUACUCCAGAUGGGCGAUGAUGUCGCGCUAACCAUCAAAAAGAGCUGUGGGCCAAUGCUCGGGGGCGGAACUCACAUCUGCUCCGAUGCAGAGACCCUGGCGGGUUUUGGAAACUGCUUCAAGCGGAAUUUCUUGAAGGCCUCGAUUAAGCAUCUCCCGACAUUGAUUCCCAUGGCGUCGGAGGACUCGUGUAAGGAACAGCUGAGGUUUUUGGAGGGUGACGAGCUAUGGGAGGUGACAAUCCCCCAGAAUAUGAGGGAUUAUGCCAAGUCCAUCAUCUCUAAUCGAACCCAUCGCCUCUCGGGGAUUAAGCGUCGGCACUCGUAUCUCCGCGAACGGACAGCCCGACCCCGACUCGGUGAUGACGAACCCGAGCCUCACCUCUCUUAUAUCCCUGCGCACCAUGCAGUGAUAUCCCAUCCAUCCUCUAUGGCGUUCGCGACGCAUUUCCGCCCUCUGCGGCCUAAAUCCCGUCCCUUUCAACUCCGACACGCCUCUCAAUUCCAGCCCCUCGUCCCACCAUCACCAAGCUCCCUAGGCAAGCCCACCGCGGCGAAAACCUACACGCGCACUCGCAAAUGGCUCCGUCGCUUCUUCUACGCAUCCCUCGUAACGGGUGUCGCCUACGGAAUCGAUAGCCAGUUCUACGCCUCAUCGUUGACGCGAACGGCGCGCACCUUUUCCCUCGGCCUUCUUGUGGCCAUCGAUUACAAGAUUAAUUUUCGUCCGAAUCCGCCACUGGCUAGCUCGAUUGCGGCCGUGCAUGCCCGGAACGCAGAGCGCUUAUCCGAUUUGCUUAGGCAUAAUGGCGGGCUGUAUCUGAAGAUGGGCCAGGCGAUCGCAAUGCAGUCGGCGAUAUUACCGCCUGAAUUCCAGCACAUGUUCUCACGCAUGUUCGACGAUGCGCCACAGAAUGAAUGGAAAGAUGUGGAGAAAGUGAUCAGAGAAGACUUUGGAAAAUCUCCCGAGGAGGUAUUCGGGGUCUCGUUUACCGGCGAGUCUGGCAAAGGUGUGAUGGAACGCAAAGCCCGCGCCAGUGCCAGUGUCGCUCAGGUUCAUUGGGCCCGGCUGCAGGACGGCAGUGAAGUUGCCAUCAAGAUUCAGAAACGGGAGAUUGUUCAGCAGCUCGCCUGGGAUCUUUGGGCUUUCAAGGUUGUGACAUUCAUCUACAGCAAAGUGUUUGACAUACCAUUCUACAGCCUUGUUCCUUACAUCAGUGAGCGUCUGUCGCUCGAGACCGACUUUGUGAAUGAAGCAGACAACUCGGAAAACAUGGCAAAGCUAGUCGCCGGCGAACCUCGCCUACGAGACCGGGUAUACAUCCCCCGAGUCUACCGUGAGCUGAGCUCAAGUCGUGUCAUGACCGCAGAAUGGGUGGAAGGCGUGCGACUGUGGGACAAGCAAGCUAUCACACGGCCCUGGCGUGGUGGCUGGCGACAGGGCAGUCCAGGCUGCCAUGGGACCGCCCUAGACCAACCGGGCUCGCUCGAAAACCACAGGCCACGAGCAGGGAAGCUCAAGCCCGAGCGUGACUACUGGCGAGGGAACAACAACCGCGGUGGCCUAGGCCUGUCCCUGAAAGAAGUGAUGACAACCAUGGUCGACUUGUUCUCCGCACAGAUGUUCUUAUGGGGACACGUUCACUGCGAUCCUCACCCGGGCAAUAUCUUCAUCCGCCGUAAGCCGAAUGGUCAACCGGAGCUGGUUCUGAUCGACCACGGCCUGUACAUCCACAUGGAGCCUGGAUUCCGACACCAAUACGCCCGCUUCUGGAAAGCGCUGCUUACUUUCGACAACCGCACGCUUGGCGAAAUCGUCAAAGGCUGGGGCGUGACCAAUCCCGAUAUCUUUGCCUCAGCCACCCUGAUGCGUCCCUACAGUGGCGGUGACAUGUCAACCCAGCGAGGCAUCAAGGGACUGAGCAAGUCCCAGCGCGCGGAACGGCACUACGAGAUGCAGCAGGCGGCGCGGAAAGCGAUCCGAGAUAUCCUAGGUGACGAAACCAAGUGGCCACAGGAGUUGAUCUUCAUUGGCCGCAACUUGCGCAUCGUCCAGGGCAAUAAUCAGUUCCUGGGAUCGCCGGUGAACCGUGUCAAAAUCACAGGAAUUUGGGCUUCACGCGCUCUCAUUGAGUCUCCGGAUCUCUCGCUGGUCGAGAAGAUGCGCAAUCUUGGCCGUCACUGCGUGUUCCGUAUGGUUUUGUUCACUACGGAUAUCUUCUUCUACUUCACCAAGGUGCGCCAGUUCUUGCGUCUGGGGGGAGGCAUGGAAGAUGAUCUCGAGGCUCAGAUGCAAGUCAUGGCGAAGGAUAUGGGUUCUGCAGCAUUCUACGGAGCCAAUGAGGUUGCCAAAGAGCACCUUGUACAGCAGAUCCGACAAGCAUGCGAGCGAUUCGGCUUCUUCCAGCUGAUCAAUCACGGUAUCCCAGCAGAUAUUCAAGCCGCCGUGCUUAAGCACUCAACUGACUUUUUCAGUCUACCUACAGAAGUCAAAGAAAGAUAUGACCAAGACAUCGGAGGAUACAAUCGAGGCUAUGAGCGUCUCCGCUCACAGAACUUUGAAAAACGCACAAAAGGCGACCUCAAAGAAGGCUUCUACCUGGGAAAAGACGUUCCCGCAGACGACGACUAUGUCCUCCGAGGACGCUUCGGCCAAGGUCCAAACAAGUACCCAGCGGAAGUGACCGCGCCUGACGAAUUCAAAAGAGUGAUGGACCAGUAUCACGACCUCAUGGUCGAUCUCGGCGUAUCAAUCCUGCAAGUCCUAGCUCAAACACUGAGCUUGGACAAGAGUGUCUUCGGCGACUUCUACGACUAUCCCGUCUCCAUCCUCCGCCUACUACACUACCCACCCCAAGAAGGGAGUACAGAUCUCGAAAGAGGUGAGACGACCUUAUGCCCAUGGACUGUACUAAUAUCUCGUAGGAAUCGGGGCCCAUACAAACUUCGGCGCGGUGACUAUGCUCCUGCAAGACGAGACGGGGGGCUCCAGGUUUGGAAUAACGUUACCUCAGACUGGGUGGAUGUAACGCCUGUGUCUGGGGCGUACGUUGUGAACCUUGGGAAUAUGAUGAUGCAGUGGACUAAUGAUAGGUAUUUGUCGAAUCUGCAUCGGGUCAUUAACAAGAGUGGAAAGGAGCGGUUCAGCGUGCCUUUCUUUUUGUCGGGGAAUCCGGACUUCACCAUUCGGUGUCUUCCGAAUUGUGAGGAUCCUGUCUUGGGCGCAAAGCAUCCUCCCGUGACUGUUCAUGAAUGGAUGGUUGGACGGUAUGCGGAUACGUAUGGGACGUCGGAGGGGAUUGGGGAGAUGCGUCGGGAACCUUGA